Molecule: messenger RNA, 4564 nt
Organism: Homalodisca vitripennis (glassy-winged sharpshooter)
Lineage: Eukaryota; Metazoa; Arthropoda; Insecta; Hemiptera; Cicadellidae
Product: endothelin-converting enzyme homolog
Exons: 14
Coding region: 1453-3357 (634 amino acids)
Biological process (GO): protein processing
Cellular component (GO): plasma membrane
Molecular function (GO): metalloendopeptidase activity
Source: RefSeq, a predicted model, not a curated record
UGAAUUUCAUUUCUAAAUUGUAACAAGUCAUGAUUCUUCAGAAUGAAAGUAAUCAAAUCAAAUAUAUAUAUAUAAAUUGAUGAUAGUUUGUAAUUCUAAUUGAGUGAACAAAGAUCUACAGUGAGCUUUUGUUUCUGCUCUUCUUAUUACCCUUAUUGCAAUUGUAAUUGCUUUUUUGAAGAAUAAAAAAAUCAUCAAUCCUAAAACAGUUGCCAGAUAGAAUUAAACCGUAUUGAAAAAUGUAUUGAAAAUAAGCAUAAUGUGCUGUUUUCAGAUGGUGACUUGGUACCUUAGUGUCUAGUAAGUAAACUAACUUCAGUUGAGAUAUCCAAAGUUGUGGAGGCUGCAGAGAAUUUUGUAUGGUGUGAAGGCUGAUUUGAUAGUUCUGAAUGUGACAUAAACAUGUUGAUGUUUCCAGGUCAUAAAAUAUUGGAUAGUGUAGUACUGUUUGUGAAUGCUACAAGUGAUCCUGAGAAUGACUUCACACGACUUCUCAUCAGUCUGUUUAAACUGCUUUGAUAUUUCUGAAUGUGACAUAAACAUGUUGGUGUUUCCAGAUUAGUAAAAUAUUGGACAGUGUAGCUCUGUUUGUGAACGCUACAAGGGAUCCUGAGAAUGACUUUACACAGCUUCUCAUCAAUCUGUUUAAACUGCUUUGAUAUUUCUGAAUGUGACAUAAACUUGUUGGUGUUUCCAGAUUAGUAAAAUAUUGGACAGUGUAGCACUGUUUGUGAACGCUAAAAGGGAUCCUGAGAAUGACUUUACACAGCUUUUCAUCAACCUGUUUAAACUGCUUUGAUAUUUGUGAAUGUGACAUAAACUUGUUGAUGUUUCCAGGUCGUAAAAUACUGGACAGUGUAGGACUGUUUGUGAACGCUACAAGGGAUCCUGAGAAUGACUUUACACAGCUUUUCAUCAACCUGUUUAAACUGCUUUGAUAUUUGUGAAUGUGACAUAAACUUGUUGAUGUUUCCAGGUCGUAAAAUACUGGACAGUGUAGGACUGUUUGUGAACGCUACAAGGGAUCCUGAGAAUGACUUUACACAGCUUUUCAUCAACCUGUUUAAACUGCUUUGAUAUUUGUGAAUGUGACAUAAACUUGUUGAUGUUUCCAGGUCGUAAAAUACUGGACAGUGUAGGACUGUUUGUGAACGCUACAAGUGAUCCUGAGAAUGACUUCACACGACUUCUCAUCAGUCUGUUUAAACUGCUUUGAUAUUUCUGAAUGUGACAUAAACAUGUUGGUGUUUCCAGAUUAGUAAAAUAUUGGACAGUGUAGCUCUGUUUGUGAACGCUACAAGGGAUCCUGAGAAUGACUUUACACAGCUUCUCAUCAAUCUGUUUAAACUGCUUUGAUAUUUCUGAAUGUGACAUAAACUUGUUGGUGUUUCCAGAUUAGUAAAAUAUUGGACAGUGUAGCACUGUUUGUGAACGCUAAAAGGGAUCCUGAGAAUGACUUUACACAGCUUUUCAUCAACCUGUUUAAACUGCUUUGAUAUUUGUGAAUGUGACAUAAACUUGUUGAUGUUUCCAGGUCGUAAAAUACUGGACAGUGUAGGACUGUUUGUGAACGCUACAAGUGAUCCUCAGAAUGACUUCACAGAACUUCUCAUCAGUCUCUUUAAACACGGCAGUGAACCACUGUUCAGACUCCAACUUGAUGUGGACUCUACCAAUUCCUCUUUUUUCCAAAUGGCAAUCACAGUACCUGACUGGUCAUCUUCUCAUUUCCGACCUGCUGCUGAGAGGAACAAAAAGUGUAGGCACAAACCAUCAGAUAAGAUUCCCGAGGACCUUCGCGUGGCUUACUCAGCUUACACAAACUGUAAGAACAAUUUCUCAAACUUCAUGGAAACAACACAAAAAGCCUUGGAGUAUUUUGGAGUAUUCGACUACAUGGAUCAUUUUGAAUCAGCUCAACUCAUUCAAGAGAUCCGGAUAUCAAUUGAAUUUGAUAUUUUGGAGCUACUUGCAGAGCUUCCCACACCAGAUGUUGUGCAAGACAGCAUCCAGAAAAAAGACUAUAAACUCAUUAUUAAACCUCAGCUAGAAGCAACUAUUCCACAGAUCUCUUGGAGUUUUCUAUUUUCCACUUUACUAAACGUUGAGUUGGAUGAUAGUUCUUAUGUGCAAGUUUACUUUUUGGAUGAAAUAAGCAAUUUUUUCAACAAGCUUCAGACUAAAGAUGUGAGGACUGUACACAACUCUCUGCUAGCAGUGUUUGCACACGACCUGUACAAAGACCUGAUGUUGACCCACAGCCCAUGUGAUCGCGAGCAGUAUUGUUUGCACGUGGCUGCUAGUCUCAUGCCAGCUGUAGUGUCCAACUUGUAUCUCGGAACCUUCCCUGCCGAUACUGACAGGGAUCUGCGGACUCAGGUUACGUCGUUGUACUCCAAACUUAAGGCAACAAUGAAAGAAAAGUUGGUAGAAGCAGAUUGGCUAGAUAACAAGACACGUAAUCAAGUUGAGAAGAAACUCAACUUCAUGUCCAUUGAACUUCCUCAAAUGUUCAAUGAGUCCUUCCUCAACACAAGUUUGGAGGAGUGUAACCUAGACAAGAAGCACUACAUGGAAGACUCCGUUUGUCUUGUGAGACAAUACCAGACUCUGCUCUACUCCCGAUAUACCCUGAAUCCUGACUCUGUAGAUGUCAUGUGGCCACACUUUUUGACGGCAUUCUCUACUCAUACUGCAUUUAUUUAUGGUCUAAAUACUUUCAUGAUUCCCCUGGCUGUGGUGGGUCAUGUGUAUGAUAGCCAGUUACCCCGACAUGUUGUAAUGGCAAGGCUGGGGAAUAUUCUGGCUCGAGGCUUAGGGCACAACUUCGACUAUACAGGGAUCAAGUUUGAUGCAACAGGCAAGAUCGGAAUCAUGCUGUCUGAAGACACCAAUCCUUCAUAUACUACUGUUGUGGACAACAGUAAUUCACAAUUUAUCUGGACCAAGUCUCACAAGGAAAACAGUCGGUUUUAUAUGUACCUGUUACAACCUGGAUUAACUCUCAACCAACGCCUGUCUGACAUCACUGCUGCCAACCUCUCACUCUCCACUGUUCUUGAGCUACAAGACACUAAACUACCUUGGGUACCUUUCAACUCCAGACAGGUCUACUUCAUCGCCCUGGCUCAGACUUUUUGCUCAAAGAAGAAAAUGCCUGAGGUUUUCACGACUUUGUACGAAGGAACAACACUUUUGCCAUUUGACAGGAUCACGAACCUGGUGUCCAACUCUGAGCAGUUUGCUGUAGCAUUUUCAUGCGCUCUGGGUGCCAACAUGCAUCCUGAAUUCAAGGUCAGACCCUUCCCUUUGUUCGAGAAAGUGGAAAAUACACUCAAUUACGUAGAUACUUACUAAUAUGGACACUCACACAUAAUUCCAUCAAGCACUCUUUGAAUUACAUUUAUACUGUAUAUAUUUUCUAAUAAAACGUUUUGAAUGUUUUAAACGUACUUUUUCAUUAUUAAUUAUUGUAUAAAAUCUUCAGUUUGGUUGUGAUUAGGAAGUGAAAAUAAUUCAUACAGCAUUGAUUUUUUUUACUCGCCAUGCAGAAAUGUUUAGAUCAGUUGAAUAUUUAAGUUAACUUUUCCAACGUAUUCCUAUCACACAUUUUCAUUGGAUUUCAAUCAAGACAACAAAGUACAGUUAACACAAACCCAGAGCUUGUAAUUGUGGUUACUUUCAAUAUGUACCAAAAUUAAUUUCGUAAAUGUUGUUAGUAAAUUUGACACUAUUGGACUAUUUACUGUUAUAGAAGUUAUAAUUAGUUACUGCAGUUAAAUGUUUCAAUGCUGUCAUAGUUUGGAUUUAAUUAUUACAGCAAAUAAUUAGGUUUACAAAUUUUGUCAACAAGAUGAAUUUUAUCUUGUAAGCAAUGCAUAAAAGAAACUUUGAUAAACUAAUUUAGGUAGCAGAGAAUUCUAGUUUAAUAACGGCAAAUCUAAGAAAAAUAAAACGUACAGUAAAACAAUUAAAUAUGCCAAUUAUUAGUAAAUCAUGAGUUGGUGCAGUUGAAAAAAAUGGAAAUAAUAUCUGGAAAGUCAUAAUAAAUAUUUUUGAAACUGAAAACAAUUAGACAGUGGGUUGAAGUGAAAAACACAUGACAUUCCUGAAAAGUUUAUUAUUACUGAUUGACAAACUUCUUUACUAUGUUGUACAUAUAAACAUAUACUAAAACAUUUUUAUACUGGCACACACUACUUAUAAACCCUUUUUUAACGAAAUAAAAGCUUACUCAGAUCUGAAUUUCACCAAGAACACUCCCUUUUUGUUCAUAAACUAUAUCACAUUUUGGUAUUUAUAAACUAAUUGUAAUUUAGAUUGUAUAAAUGAAUAUAUUGUAUAAUUUUAUUUAGAAAAGAUUAUUAGGUGUGUUUUUCUGCUUUUAUGGUGUUAGCUUAAUACAAUCUCAUAACAAGAAAAAACAGAUAAAUAGAUUGAUAAGAAAUAGUUCUCCAUACAUUUUAAUUGAUUUUUAGAGCUGUAGAAUCUUUAAGUGAUGUAUAGAUUUGUAAAACAAAGACCAUAUUGUUUGAAUAAUAAAACACUAUAAGUCAUUGCUAUA